CUUGAUCUGUGCAGCCAAAUCAAACCAGCAAUGAAUAAAGUGGAGAAAUUCAAACACCAAGUGACCAAGUGAAAGGUUUUACACUCAGUCACUCACCAAACUGCAGUGUGCCACCAACUUGAAGCAAAAGAAGCCCCAAUUUGCAUAAUCCUACAGAGAAUCCUAGGAGUUAAAUCCAAGUAAAAUGAAAUCAACAAAAACAAAAGUAAUUUCUCACCACUGUGGAUAACAUGCACCGUUGGCCUGUUGCCAUUUUGAUUGAAACAGUCUCCGGUGAAGGCUCCUCAAAUAAAAUCAUCCUGUCCAAAGUGAAAGAUAUUGCUGCCUAUCCAUCAUAGAAAACCAGUUCGCCACACCCCACCUACGCCUGUUAUGAGUCCUGGGUAAACUAUGCUAGCGCCCCAAAAUGAUUCCUGAAUUUGUACAACUCAACCUAUGCUUGUUGCUUGACGUUUUUCCAUCAUACAAUCCUAUACAAAUCUAAUGAAACCACUUGAAAUAUCGAUUAACAUAAGGUAUAUUGUAUCUUAGAAAUUAAUUCUGAGUAAAGAAGGCAUUGUUCCCUGGAUCAUGGGCCAUGCUUAUAUUUUGAAUACGAUUAUGGAUGCUAUUACUGACACAGAAUACAUUUAGAUUUGACAUUGCAUGAUGAUUCCUACAAUUUAUGUUGUGGUCCAUUUAGCGUGGUGAGAUACCCUAUAAUCAUAGCAUACAGUUGUGAUUCACAAAUUCUAAUUCAACAGGUGGAUUUAGCAGUUAUCUGUUUGGUAUGAGUGGAACUAUUGCUAAUAAAGUAACCGAGGCCAAUGAUGCUCAGAAUAUCAAGGAACCCCACCUCGGAUGGAUGAUAGGGUUUAUGUUCCUUGGCAGUUUCGUUGGCCUUUUUGCUCUGGUGCCUCUGAGAAAGGCUAGAUGCUUCCCUUUCCUACUCUAUUCUUCAGGGACAUUUUGCAAAAACAAACUUUCUAUGAUGAUCAACAGGGAAGCAUGUUUUCAGGUUAUGAUAGUGGAUUACAAACUGACUUACCCAAGUGGCACUGCAUCCGCUUACCUCAUCAAUGGAUUCCACGCACCUCAGGGUACCAAGCGUGCAAUGAAGCAAGUUCGGAUGUUGGGCAAAUACUUCUCACUCAGCUUCCUUUGGGCAUUCAUCCAGUGGUUCUACACAGCCGGGGAAAACUGUGGAUUCGGGUCCUUCCCAACACUUGGCCUUGAAGCUUAUAAAAACAGGUUCUUUUUUGAUUUCUCACCUACUUAUGUUGGUGUUGGAAUGAUCUGCCCAUAUAUUGUAAAUGUGUCUCUUCUUCUUGGAGGCAUCAUCUCGUGGGGAGUAAUGUGGCCAUUGAUCAGCACAAAGAAAGGAAGUUGGUACCCCGAGACUCUACCGGAUAGUAGUCUACAUGGACUGCAAGGUUACAGGGUGUUUAUAACCAUAGCAGUAAUUCUUGGGGACGGCCUGUACAACAUCUUAAAGGUACUUGGUCGCAUAAUAGAAGCCUUCAUAUCAAGGUACAGGAAUAGAAAUACAAACAUGCUUCCUGUGUCCGAUGAUGGCACCCCAGUCACUAACAUCGACGCUGAGUCAUUCGACGAAAAGCGUCGUGCUGAGCUAUUCAUGAAGGAUCAAAUUCCCACUAAAGUUGCAUUUGGAGGCUAUGUCGUCUUGGCAGCUAUAACCAUCGGUUGUCUCCCUCUCAUCAUCCCACAGCUCAAGUGGUACCAUAUUUUGGCUGCCUACAUCCUUGCACCAGCACUAGCCUUCUGCAAUGCCUAUGGAUGUGGCCUAACAAAUUGGUCCUUUGCCAGCGCCUACGGUAAGCUUGCAAUCUUUAGUUUUGGUGCGUGGGCAGGUGCUUCUCGUGGUGGUGUGAUUGUGGGAUUAGCUGCAUGCGGUGUGAUGAUGAGCAUUGUGGGAACAGCUGCUGAUCUGAUGCAAGACUUCAAGACCGGGUACCUGACUCUGGCCUCACCAAGGUCCAUGUUCAUCAGCCAGGUGAUAGGCACCGCCAUGGGCUGUGUUAUUGCCCCCUGCAUCUUCUGGUUGUUUUACAAGUCAUUUGAUGUUGGAGCAAGCGAUGGCGCUUACCCAGCACCUUACACCAUUAUGUACCGUAACAUGGCGAUCAUGGGUGUGGAUGGUUUGUCCCUUCCAAAGCACUGCCUCACCUUAUGCUACAUAUUCUUUGUGGUUUCCUUCGCGAUCAACUUGAUCAAGGACCUGGUGCCGAAGAAGGUGGCAAAGUUCAUCCCCAUCCCCAUGGCAGUUGCAAUUCCUUUCUACAUCGGCGCAUUCUUCACUAUUGAUAUGUUCUUGGGCUGUACAAUACUAUUCAUUUGGGAAUGGAAAAACAAAGCUGAAGCAGACUCGUUGGGACCAGCAGUUGCAGCAGGUUUCAUGUGCGGUGACGGCCUCUGGGCACUACCAGAGGCUGUUCUCUCUCUUGCAAAUGUGAAACCUCCCAUUUGCAUGAAGUUUUUAUCGAGGUCUGUGAAUGCCAAAGUGGACUCCUUCCUUGAGAACUAGUUAGUGCUAGUUUGGUAUAGAAUUAUCUUUCUUUCAUAGUAGAAGUGGUCAAAUAAUUCUAUUAUGUUCAAGCAAUGAAGCAGACAAGCACAAUUGGAGCAGUUGACUGA
Messenger RNA from Panicum virgatum (switchgrass), 2634 nucleotides. Its product is annotated as probable metal-nicotianamine transporter YSL11. NCBI's taxonomy places the organism in Eukaryota, Viridiplantae, Streptophyta, Magnoliopsida, Poales, Poaceae. Bases 770 to 2524 code for a protein of 584 amino acids. The transcript is spliced from 4 exons. The record is from RefSeq and is a predicted model, not a curated record. Gene Ontology annotation, cellular component: membrane. Gene Ontology annotation, molecular function: oligopeptide transmembrane transporter activity.